Engraulis encrasicolus (European anchovy) is the source of this 4094-nucleotide messenger RNA. It is a transcript of the gene rfc1, whose product is annotated as replication factor C (activator 1) 1. NCBI's taxonomy places the organism in Eukaryota, Metazoa, Chordata, Actinopteri, Clupeiformes, Engraulidae. Gene Ontology annotation, biological process: DNA replication; DNA repair. Gene Ontology annotation, molecular function: DNA binding; ATP hydrolysis activity; DNA clamp loader activity. Gene Ontology annotation, cellular component: DNA replication factor C complex; nucleus. Bases 210 to 3641 code for a protein of 1143 amino acids. The record is from RefSeq and is a predicted model, not a curated record. The transcript has 25 exons.
UUACCAGCGCUGUCACCUUUCUGUGCGUACGGGAUGAUCUGGUACUGCCCAGAAAGGAAAGGAAGCCGUCAGUUUCCUCCCGCGUGCGCGUCAUCACACGGCGCGGACGGGAAUUACACUUGGCGCCAAAGGAGCCAUAGCGAAAUUGUUUUUAACUUUUCUGUAUAGACUCCAGACAGACCAAGUACCCCGUGUUAUUUGUAGAGAUCAUGGACAUUCGUAGAUUUUUUGGGCCAGCAAAAGUGGGGCCCCCUAAACCAGCUGUGAACAGCAGCAACAGGGCAGAUGAAGAGAAGCCUGUCAAAAAGAAAUCUGUGUCCAAGAAUUCUGCAGAGAAGCCGUCUUCCAAAAGAAAGAAGAAAGCAAUCAUAGAAUCAGACUCAGAGGAAGAGGAGAGCAAACACAGGAAGGUUAAGAAAGAACAAGAGCGAGACAAAGUAGACCAACAACUCAAGUCAAAAAAAGAGAAGAAAGGACCUAUUCAGUUUGAGUCUGAUUCUGAUGAUGCGUUCAGCUCAACACCAGUGGAAAAUGGUCUUAAGAAGACCGGGAAAGAGGGCGAGAAGAAGACUCAAAAAGCCCCCUCUAAAGAUUCAUCAAAAUCAUCCUCAAAAUCAUCUAUCAACUCCCCUACUAUGUCAAAGCCAAAGCACACACCUCCAGCCAAGCAAAAGGCAAUAUCCCCACCUAAAAAAACUCCAACCUCAGUACUGGAUUACUUUGGCUCCAGCAGUAUUCAGCGAUCAGAUAAGAAGCUUGUGUCCAGUGUCAAAAGGAAAGCACCAACACAUGAAUCAGAUGAGUCUCUGAAUGACGCGGGAAUUGCAAAGCAGCUCGAAAUGGAUGAGGAUAUGGAGCUGGAAAGACAGAUUCACGAGGACGAGGAGUUUGCCCGAACUCUAGCUAUGCUGGAAGACGGUCCACUAGCCAAAAAGGCACGUACAGACCCUGGUGACGGGCCGGGCUCCAGUACCAGCUGCUCACCUAGGAAACAGGUGAAGGAGGAAGAUCAUCCCAGCCAGAAGCAGUCCUCUCCUAAAAAGGCUACCCUUCCCUCUCCUACAAAAAAGAUCAGUACAAUUGAAACUGAGAAGAACAUUGAUGAAAAGAAGAAAGCGAGCUCAAAGUUGGCAUCUAUGAAACGUAGAGAUGAGGAGCAGGAGCAGAAGCAGAAGGUUGAGAAGGUAGAAACUAAACUCGUCUCGCCUAAAAAAGAGCCCAUCUACUCAGAGAAAGCAGCCACACCUAAGACCGGGGGUCCAAGCACUCCAAGAACUGGGAGUGACAAUACACCUAAGACAGGAAGUGGUGGUGCAUCAGGCCCAAACAAAAUCUCGCCUAUAAAACCAGAGACUAGUCCAGAGGAUUCAGAGAAACGUCGGGGAAAUUCUGCUGCUUUCCGCAACUACCUUAAUAGAGACGGUCCACGUGCACUUGGCUCCAAAGAAAUCCCUGUGGGUGCUGACAACUGUUUGGAAGGCCUGACGUUCGUUCUGACUGGGGUGCUGGAGUCAAUGGAACGUGAUGAUGCAAAGUCUCUCGUCGAACGCUAUGGCGGCAAAGUGACCGGAAAUAUCAGCAAGAAAACCAAUUAUCUAGUGGCUGGACGAGAUAGCGGGGCUUCCAAGACUGAAAAAGCACACAGUUUAGGCACCAAGGUCAUUGAUGAAGAUGGGCUUUUGGAGCUAAUUCGAUCCAAACCGGGGAAAAAGUCUAAAUAUGAGAUUGCUGCAGAAGCGGAGAAUAAAGUGGAGAAGAAUAAGACCAAAACCUCUCCGCGACCUCCAACUCCAAAGUCCGCACAGCGUGUGCCCAGUGCUAAAAAAAGCCACUCGGGGGAGAAAAAGUCUCCAUUGGGCGCAAAGCGUAACAUGGACACGAAGGAUGAAGUAAAGAAGCAGUUGGCCUUUGGACAGAAAUCUGCUGCAGAGGACACUAAGAGCAGUCUGAUGUGGGUUGACAAAUACCGGCCCCAGAACCUGAAGUCUGUGAUUGGCCAGCAAGGUGAACAGAGCUGUGCAUCUAAACUGCUACGCUGGCUGCAGAACUGGUACAGUCACCACAGCGGAGACAAACCUGCAGCAGGACGCUUUGGCCGCUAUCAAGGUAAAGAUGAUGGAUCAACAUUUAAGGCAGCGUUGCUGUCAGGUCCUCCUGGUGUCGGAAAAACGACCACAGCUGCUCUCGUGUGCCAGAAUUUGGGCUAUAGUUAUGUGGAGAUGAAUGCCAGCUGUACCCGCAGUAAGAACACGCUUAAGGAGGUGAUUGCUGAGUCUUUAAAUAACACCAGCAUCAAGAACUUUUACUCAGGUACGUCCCAAACAGUGAGCAAGAAACACGUGCUGAUUAUGGAUGAGGUGGAUGGCAUGGCAGGAAAUGAAGACCGAGGGGGAAUACAGGAAAUGAUUUCUUUAAUAAAGACAUCCAAGAUCCCUAUAAUCUGCAUGUGUAAUGACCGCAACCAUCAAAAAAUACGGUCAUUGGCCAACUACUGUUUUGACCUACGCUUCCAGCGUCCACGUGUGGAACAGAUUAAGGGUGCAAUGAUGUCCAUCUGUUUCAAAGAAGGCCUGAAGAUCCCGCCACCAGCUCUUAACGAAAUUAUAUUAGCCUCCAAUCAAGAUGUCCGACAAGUGCUGCAUAAUCUCAGCAUGUGGUCAGCCAAAGACAAAGUCAUGACUUACGACCAGGUCAAACAAGACGCCAGUAAGGCGAAAAAGGAUAUGAAGCUGGGUCCUUUCGAUGUGUGCCGAAAGGUGUUCACAAAAGGAGAGGAAACGGCACACAUGAGUUUAAUCGACAAGUCAGAUUUGUUCUUCCAUGACUAUUCUUUGGCCCCACUGUUCGUCCAAGAGAAUUAUUUACAUGUCAGGCCUGCAGCGGCUGGUGGUAGCAUGAAGAGUCACCUGGUCCUGCUGAGCAAAACGGCAGACAGCAUCUGUGAUGGAGACCUGGUGGACCGUCAGAUUCGCUCAAAGCAGACCUGGUCCUUGCUGCCCACUCAGGCCAUCUAUGCAAGCGUGUUGCCCGGUGAGUUGAUGCGUGGGUACAUGAGCCAGUUCCCCACAUUCCCCAGUUGGCUGGGCAAGUUCUCUUCUACGGGCAAACACAGUCGCAUCGUCCAGGAGCUGGCAUCACACAUGUCCCUCAGGACACUGAGCAGUAAGCAGGCAGUGAAUCUGGACUAUCUGCAUUACCUGCGCUCAGCUCUGCUGAAACCUCUGCAGCAGUCUGGAGCAGAGGGAGCCGGCCAGUCAGUGCAGCUUAUGGACGACUACAACCUGAUUAAAGAUGAUGUGGACAGCAUCAUGGAGAUCAGCACAUGGGGAGGCAAGCCAGACCCCUACUCCAAACUGGAUCCCAAGGUGAAAGCGGCCUUCACGCGCGCCUAUAACAAGGAAAGCCACUUGACGCCGUACUCGCUGCAGGCUGUUAAGAAGGGCAAGAGGGGAGCUCCUGAGGCAGACCUAACAGCUAUGGAUGGGGAGCAGGACUCUCAGCAGCCAGAGGAAGAUGAGGAAGAGCCGGGGGCUGACGCCAUGAUUAAGCAAAAGAAGGCCAAGCCAGUGAAGAAGGAAAAAGCAGAAGAUUCAGGAAAAGGUAAAGGCAAAGGCAAGGGGAAAGGGAAGGGCAAGAAAUGAACACUGGCGAGAAACCUCGGUGUCACACAUUGGACCACCUUUCCCAAAAAUCCCUCCCAAGACGUUUUCCCUGACUCUGAAUCAUUGUACAGACACUUUGUUGAAUGCCUUUUGUAGUUCCUUUUCAUAUUUCCCUCUUCUCUCUUUCCUUCUUAAACAAAUGUCCUAUUCUUUCACAAAUCUAUCUUCAGGUAUCAAUAAAGUCCCCUUACCUGACAAUAAUCUCUUUUGUAUGAUAUUUCUCUGUCUUAGAGUGCUGUCACAGUGAAGGGGGAGUCACUACAGUAGCUUGUUAUGUAAAUAGAAAAUUGCAUUGGUAAGACUUGAGGUUUCGUAGAUAUUUCAUAUGAGAAGCACUUUUGACAGCAGACAUAAUAGACCAUUUGUAUGUACAUCUCUCAGAUUAAAACCAGAUCCUCAAAAGUUGGUAAUAAAGUGUUGAAUACUAUGAGA